Messenger RNA from Pocillopora damicornis (cauliflower coral), 1264 nucleotides. RefSeq lists its product as uncharacterized. NCBI's taxonomy places the organism in Eukaryota, Metazoa, Cnidaria, Anthozoa, Scleractinia, Pocilloporidae. The record is from RefSeq and is a predicted model, not a curated record.
ACUGCAAACAAUGUUAACAACUACCAACGUAAACAAUUCAGACGAUGAAAACAAUGUGGAGGAAGAGAUGGAGACAAUCUUGGAUAAAAUCCAAACCCAGAUUGAGAAGAAAAAGUUUGGAAAGAAGCAAAAAAAGAAGGUUUUAAAACUUCUCGAUAAGUUGUCGGCCAUCGCUGACAAUUGCGGGGAUGUCCAGUCCGAAGUGAAAGAAGAUAUCAAACGUAUCAAAGAGUUGCUUCAGUUAAAGAAGUUCGGAAAAAACAAAGAAGCCAGGGCAGAGGUUUUGGAGACGCUUAAGAAUUUAUACACAAAAGCUGGCAUGUGCGGUGUCGUGCAAGGCGGUUACAGCACUUGGUCUAGCUGGGGAGGAUGCAGUGCUACAUGCGGUGGAGGAACCCAGAAGCGCACAAGAACCUGCACAAACCCACCACCAUCGAACGGUGGAAAGACAUGCCUGGAGCAAGGCCUGGGGCCGUCAGAAGAAGAACAGGAAUGCAACACGGAGAACUGUCCCGUAAAUGGUGGAUAUAGCACUUGGUCCAACUGGGGACAGUGCACUGCCACCUGCGGCGGAGGAACUCAGAAGCGGACAAGAACCUGCACAAACCCGCUACCAUCUAAUGGUGGAAAAACUUGCCUGGAGCUAAACCUAGGACCAGCAGAAGAGGAGCAGGAAUGCAACACUCAGAACUGCGCCUGUCCUUCCGGUUGGUCUACAAAUGGAGUAUCAUGUUUUUACAUCGACCCAAGCCGAACCACAGACAGGUCCGCUGCUCAGCAGAAAUGCCUUAGCAUGGGAGCAAACUUACCCACCAUUAAAUCCGCUGGGGAGAGAGACUUCAUUUUCAACCUGUUAAAAAACAACCCAGGGAUAUCUAACGAGGGAGUGUGGCUUGGGCUUAAUCGAAGAGGCUCUAGCUUUUACUGGAUUGACAAUAGCUAUGCUGGUUAUCAGGUGUGGGGUCACGGAGAGCCGAACAACUUUGGAGGGCACGAAAAUUGCGCCCAAAUGUAUAAAGGCGGGGGGAAUGCAGGAAAGUGGAAUGAUAAUCCAUGCAGCGGCUAUGGAGCAGCUCCCUCUAUUCUUUGUCAAAAACCCGUGGCACACUGAUGAGAGAGCUGAUUUUCUUUUACCAACCGUAGAAAUCAAAAAGUAAUAGUAUACAUUUGCAACUGAUUGGUUGUUGGGAAUUGACUGCCAACUAAUGCUUGUAUAAUCACUAUAUUAAUUCAAUACAAAAGCUAAAUUAAAGCUGAAAUAGUU